UGUAAAGCUUUUCCUGGGGAGAGAGAGAUGGACUGCCGCAAGCAUCAAAUCAGGAUGUUUGUUCACAUCUGGGCGACUCUGCUCUUCUCUGUCAGAAACAGCAACGCUGAUACAGGUGCAUCAGUGCGGGAAAGACAAGUCUGUCAAGGUCCAUACUGUAUCACUCUGACUGAUGGAGCAAUAACAGCCGAGGCUGGUCUCUGUGUUGUGAUACCGUGCUCUUUCACCACUUACUAUUGGUUUACACCCCAACAUAUAGUUUGGUACAAAUGUGAACCAACUAAACAAAAAUGCGGUGAUUCAGACGUAAUCUUCCACACGAAAAAGAACAACAGAAAGGUUCAGCCUGGGUUCACAGGACGAGUCUCACUGUUGGAGCCUGAUGUGACUUUGAAAAACUGCAGCAUCAUCAUCAAUGACCUGAAGGAGUCAGACUCUGGAUUAUAUCAACUCGGAGUUAAUGGUGUCGUGAGUGGACAAGCAGAUGGAUUUACAUACGCUCAAAGAGCAACUGUCUCUGUUCACGGUCUGAGUCAGAAGCCCACAUUGAUGAUUCCUCCGCUGACAGCGGGACAGCAGGCCACACUGACCUGCACUGCUCCUGGUCUCUGCUCUGGAUCUGAUCCUAAAAUCACCUGGACUUGGAGAGGAGCAGGAGAGAUGGACUCUCACAUCACAGGACUCAUCACAGCCAAUCAGGAACAUACCUCAACUUUGACCUUUAAACUGACGGCUGAACACCACAGUAUGGAGGUCACCUGUGAGGUCAGCUUCACAGGAAACACGACUACAGAGGAGACAGUGGUUCUGAAUGUGACCUCAGACGUGCAACACCACGGACCAAGUACAGUUCUUCCCUGGGCCGUUGCUGGUGCAUCUCUCAGUGUGAAUGUCCUCUGCAUUAUCUUCAUAGUGUUCCUGUGGUACGCAAGAAAAACACUGAAACCCAAUCAGGAGGACAGAACUUACAUGUCACUGCAGAAAACAGACAGAUCACCAGAGUAUGAUGUUAUUGCCCGGCCUCGAAAUUAACUAGUCUUUACAGGCUUCUUGGAUGUCUUUCAGACAGAUUAAUUGAAGGAUUUCUUACACUGGAAACUUGUUGUUGAUGCUCCUGUAGCGUCAUUCAGUUUGUUUGAAUGUCUGCAUUACAGGUUUACAAAGAUAGCAUUUCCAUACCCUGUGAGUGCACAUUCAACUGAUCUGUUGAAUCAUACUUCAACGUGUGCUAUUUCAUGAAUAUGACUUUCUAGAGUCCUUUUUUUUUUACAUUUGAUAAACCUUAAUUUAUCCAGAGGAAGGUAACUGAGCAUACAUUCUUUUGCAAGGCCUUUUUCCUAUUCAUACAACACGCACUUUCAGGCACGCACUUUUCAUCUAUUACACUGUAGAAUGCUGAAGUCCUGCAUCUAUUAACAUCUGUUUC
Messenger RNA from Xiphias gladius (swordfish), 1426 nucleotides. Its product is annotated as sialic acid-binding Ig-like lectin 14. Bases 28 to 1032 code for a protein of 334 amino acids. The transcript is spliced from 5 exons. Lineage: Eukaryota; Metazoa; Chordata; Actinopteri; Istiophoriformes; Xiphiidae. The record is from RefSeq and is a predicted model, not a curated record.